Messenger RNA from Colletotrichum spaethianum, 774 nucleotides. RefSeq lists its product as uncharacterized. The record is from RefSeq and is a predicted model, not a curated record. The transcript has a single exon. Lineage: Eukaryota; Fungi; Ascomycota; Sordariomycetes; Glomerellales; Glomerellaceae. The coding region runs from base 1 to 774 and encodes 257 amino acids.
AUGAUGGGCAAAAACACUGUUAUUGGUACUCGCACACCAGGUAAAUACAUGGAAGACGAUGGAAAGAGUGGUAUCCAGGACCCUGAGGAGUACAUUCACCCUUCAGUGCGUAUUCGAUACCUCUACAACGGAUUAGGUCUCGAUGACGCAGACGAGUGGGAAUGUGCGGCUUUGACAAAGAACGGAUACAAGCUCCAGAAAAGCGCGGGACCUCCUCAGCUAGAGGACCCUUACCCAAAGGGCCCCAUCGCCUCUACCUAUGAAACCUUGAGUGGAAAAGUAUCCUCGGUAUACGGUGGUCACACAGUGGACACUCAGUCUCACGAAAGCCACACGCUCGUCGUUCACCAGAUGCCCUUCGAAGCUGACCUUCAUCCUCUUGACCAGCCCCAAAACAACUGGGUCUGGACUCAAGGCACUGGAAAUGGAAAGUUGACCCUCCCCGAGGAGCGUAUUGGCAUGUGGGAGCGUCUGUUCAUCAACAUAAACCACAAGAUGGUUGAGAGACAAAACAGAGAGGCGGUGAAACCGACCCAGUCUCAGAAGCGGACUUUGAGAGAGCGGAUCUUCGACAAGUACUAUGUCAUGAAAGGUGCAGCUGGUAAAAGACUCAGCGGCAUUAUUGGCAGACUUCUUGGUUCGUCAGCAAAGCUCAAGCCUCUGGACCAUCCCCAGAAGUACGGGUACCAUGAUCUCGUCUCCUGGCAGCGUGGUGACGUGACGAAGGCGCGACAAAGAAACACAUGGGAGAGCCAAGAGACCGGGGCUUCAUGA